CUUCUGGAAUGGGAGUAGCCCGGGAGCCGGAGCCGGCAGCUGUGGGUGCCUUUCUCCGUCCUAGCAACUCCCAGCGUUCCGGGGCCCCGCAGGCGAGGCGCCCACGCUGUGCUCCGGAGGGUGCGGCUGCCCCCGCGGAGCGGUGCACGUGGAAAAAAAAAAAAAAAAGCUGGGAACAAGCGGAGGGGAAGACUGGAGCCGAAGCCCUAGCCGGCGCCGGAGCCUCUCCUAGCCUGAGCCCGGCCCCUGCGCCGCGCCGCACUCGGUCUGUCCCUCCCUCCCUCCCUCCCUCCCUCCCGGUCGGGCACAGCUCCCCCUCGCCCUUCUCAUCCUUCCUGCCAUUGUAGGGAGAGGCGGCGGCGAACGCUGUAACCUCCGCCCAGCUUAGCAGCCCGGAGCGGGCCAGAUCUCCCCCGCCGGGCUGCCUGGAGCGAAGGGAGAAGGAGGUAAGACGCGGGGCGGUUCUGGCUGGCCCCGGAGUCGGAAGAGCGAGCGGUAGCCGCCGAGGAGAGGAAACAAGGCUCAGGCGGCCAAAGUCCUUCCCUGCUCGCCUGUCUGCCUGUCUGCCUGUCUGCCUGCCUGCUUGCCUGCCUGCCUUCCCUGGCUCCUAAGCUUUCCUUCUUUUUGCUUCGCUGGCCCUUCCUCCUCCCUCUGUCCUGGGCUGGAUGACUGAGACAUUUUAGACAGGAAAAGAAAAAGGAAGAAAAGAAAAGAAAAAAAAAAAAGGGAGAAAGGGGACACAAGCCAGCGAGGAAGCGAGAGCUCAGGGGGUUGCGGGUGAUUUCUCCUCGGAUAAGCCACCUAGAGGCGACUCUGUUUUUGUCUCCCCAGUGGCUCUGCGCCCUCCGCCCUCCCUCUCUGAUCCUGUUGACAAUAUUCACACGGCAGAGAGUAGUAGAGAUGCUUCGCUACAACAUUACAGUUUCCGACACCUUUUUAUAACUCGGCUCGAUCCCCCUCCACUCGACCUGUCAAAACCACGCCUAUGGAGCUACACAAUUGGUCCGAAAGCGUCAAAGAGCCAAUCAAGAAAGCUUGAGCUUCCUCGCAGCUCACAACACAUCCGCACGAUCUGGCGCAAGGAGAGCAGACUCACUGGGAUUUCUUGAGGCUGAGGGUGUCUCUCGUACAGCUCUCUCGCUCUCUUUCUGUCUCCGUCUCUUUCUCUUUCUCUCCCUCCCUCACCCUCUCCCCCCACCCUUUUUUUUUCUCUCUUCUUCCCUAUCCUUUUCUCUCUCCCCUCCUUCCUCCCUCCUCCCCUCCUCCUUCACCUUUCCUAGCUAGGACUGAAAUCCACAUUAUUGCAAGGAAGCAGAGAGACUGGGGGGAGGGAAACGCAAGGAAGGCUCAUUGAAACCGAGCCCUCAUCCGAAGCUUAGGGGGGAAGGAGAGAGAGAAGAACAGAAGCCCAUUCGCAGCUCGAGUUGGGUCCUAGCUGUUUGUUGUUAGAAUAAUAAUUUCUUUUCUUUUUUGGAAGGGGGGAGAAUCUCUGUGUGUAUGUGUUGGCGAUUUUCCCCUCCCUUCCUCGCUCGCUUUCUCUGUCUCGGAGCAGAGAUUAAGUCGAAUUGAAGAACUAGGACAAGGAAGACGGGAAGAAAAAAAGGAAGAAAAGCAAAAUUACAGCAUUUGCCCAAGGAGUUCCAGUCCCAUCUUCAGUCGAGAAAGACUGGGCCCGGGAACCCAAGAUUCCCGGAACUCGGAGCGCAGCGAUUCUAGAGCCGAGAGCCGAGAAAGCAGUACUCGGGCUGGUCGGGGAGAAAGCCAGAAAUCCCAGGGACUAUCUGCUCUUGCCUCCCGGUGAAGGCUGCCGGGAAGGACUGCCGGGACCAGUGGAAAAACAGGACCCAAGGGUGCCCAUCGCCAUGAGUGAUUAUGCCUCCGAAUCCUGAGCUUGGAAGUUUUUAGAAAGCAAUUCCCCACUCCUCCUUUACAAAACACAGACUGAAUCUAUCACAUCUCUCUCGGCCCCAUCAUCCAAAGGAAGUGUUUUCUGAGUUCCCGUGAGGUUCUCUCUUUUUUAACGAUGUACUGUUAAAAAAGCAGGGGGCCACUUUAGUGAGGACUCGAGUGCAGCAGCCGGAGCCCCGAUCCCAGACAGCAGCGCGGCGGCUGAGCCUCCCCAUGAGAGAGCCGGUCAUCCCUGGGACAAGCAUGGCUUACCACCCUUUCUUACCUCACCGGGCUCCGGACUUCGGCAUGAGCGCCGUGCUGGGACACCAGCCUCCUUUCUUCCCGGCUCUCACCCUGCCUCCCAAUGGGGCUGCGGCGCUCUCGCUGCCGGGGGCUCUGGCCAAGCCCAUUAUGGAUCAAUUAGUCGGGGCCGCAGAGACCGGCAUCCCCUUCUCUUCCCUGGGUCACCAGGCGGCUCCUCAUCUGAGGUCUCUGAAAACCCUGGAACCCGAGGAGGAAGUCGAAGACGACCCCAAAGUCCACCUAGAAGCGAAGGAGCUUUGGGAACAGUUCCAUAAAAGAGGGACUGAGAUGGUGAUCACCAAAUCCGGAAGGAGAAUGUUCCCUCCGUUUAAAGUGAGAUGCACUGGGUUGGAUAAAAAGGCCAAGUAUAUUUUGUUGAUGGACAUUGUAGCUGCGGACGAUUGUAGAUAUAAAUUCCAUAAUUCCCGGUGGAUGGUCGCGGGCAAGGCUGACCCUGAAAUGCCCAAACGAAUGUAUAUUCAUCCCGACAGUCCUGCGACGGGCGAGCAGUGGAUGUCCAAAGUGGUCACUUUUCACAAACUGAAACUGACCAACAACAUUUCUGACAAACACGGAUUUACCAUUUUAAACUCCAUGCACAAAUACCAGCCUAGGUUCCACAUUGUUAGGGCCAAUGAUAUCCUGAAACUUCCCUACAGUACAUUUCGGACUUAUGUGUUCCCUGAGACAGAAUUCAUCGCCGUGACCGCAUACCAGAAUGAUAAGAUAACCCAGUUAAAGAUUGACAACAAUCCCUUUGCCAAAGGGUUCCGAGAUACCGGGAAUGGCAGACGAGAGAAGAGAAAGCAACUGACUUUGCAAUCCAUGAGAGUGUUUGAGGAGAGACAUAAAAAGGAAGCAGGAACCUCGGACGAAUCCUCCAGUGAGCAGACAGCUUUCAAAUGUUUUGCCCAAUCCUCCUCUCCAGCCGCUGUGUCCACAGUUGGAACCUCUAAUCUCAAAGAUCUGUGCCCCAGCGAGGGUGAGAGCGAUGCUGAAAGCAAGGAAGAGCCCCCCGAGGCCAGUGACAUGGCGAAAAUAUCCACCACCACAUCGGAGGAGCCUUCUAAAGACAAGGGCACCUCACCCUCCAAAGCCCACCUCUUCUCAUCCGAGAGAGAUCGAGAUAGAGAUCGGGAUCGGGACCGGGACCGGGAUCGAGAUCGGGACCGAGACCGAGACCGGGCCAGGGAAGGGAUUCGGCUGGAAAAGAACUCCCCAGAUUCGCGUCAUAGUCCAGCUGCCAUCUCCUCUAGCACCCGAAGCUCAGGCUGUGAGGAUCGAAAGAGCCCUGGCCGGGAAGGGAUCCCGAAGGUCCCCGAGGAGGGGCGCCCAGUGCUCCCGGGGAAGGAGACCUUCACCCCUCUCACAGUGCAGACGGACAGCUCAUCGCACCUGAGCCCAGCCCACCUCCCGAACCUGGCAUUCCCCCCUGGUCUGGCUAGCCAACAGUUCUUUAGCCCCCUGGGCAACGGCCAUCCCCUCCUCCUGCACCCUAGUCAGUUUGCUAUGGGGGGUGCUUUCUCCAGCAUGGCCGCUGGGAUGGGUCCCCUGCUGGCCACUGUAUCUGGAGCUUCCACAGGAGUCACCGGCUUGGACACCACGGCCAUGGCGACGGCGGCGGCCCAGGGACUAUCAGGGGCCUCUGCAGCAGCCUUGCCCUUCCACCUCCAGCAGCACAUGCUAGCCUCUCAGGGACUGGCCAUGUCGCCCUUCGGAAGCCUCUUCCCCUACCCUUACACGUACAUGGCAGCAGCUGCGGCUGCCUCCACCGCGGCGGCUGCUUCCAGCUCGGUCCACCGGCACCCUUUCCUGAACGCAGUGAGACCCAGACUUCGCUACAGCCCGUACUCCAUCCCCAUGCCCCUUCCUGACAGCAGCGGCCUGCUCGCUCCGGGUCUCCCUUCAAUGGCUGCGGCCGCCGCCGCUGCGGCGGCCGCGACGUCGGGCGGCGUGUUGGAGAGCAAAGCGGCCAACCUAGCCUCCAGCCCGGCCUCCGUGGCUUUGGACUCGGCCUCUGAACUCAAUAGCCGAUCUUCUACCAUAUCCUCUGGUUCUGUGUCUUUGUCCCCAAAACUCUGCCCUGAGAAGGAACCCUCCACCAGCGAACUGCAGAGCAUCCAGCGUCUAGUGAGCGGCCUGGAGUCAAAGCAAGACAGAUGCCGCAGUGGAUCCCCUUAAUGGCCUGCACCUCGAUCCCAGAGUUCCAAGCAAGGGGACCCUUUCGGGUGGGAGGGAUGGGCGCAGCAGCGUAUGGGGGUGAGGGCGUCCCCAUCCUGAAUUCUUGUGUCUCAUUCCAAAUCAUUCUGUCGCAGUGCACUUUGUAAACUAUGGUGAAUUCCCUCAGAUGGCCCCUCUGGAAAGGGCUGGGCUGGGGGCUCAGCUGAGGCUGAGGCUUGAAGGGGGUGGGAUUGGGAGGGAGAAGGGUUGAAUGGAGGAAAAGACCUAAAAGCUGCUAUGUUUCAGAACCGUGCUCUCAUGGAAAGGUCAUGUUUGUCCCCUAGAAAGCAGAGAUGGCCAAGUUCAUCUCCAGAGAUGUCCUCCCCCCUCCCCCACUCAGUGUGUAAAAUAGACUAAAUGAAAUAAAAAUGAAUGGAAAUGAAUAAGGAAAGAAAAGUGAUUUUUUAAAAAAAGAGUAUAAAGUGACUUGCAUAUCAGUUCUUCAAAAUGAAAUUGAAUGCAGAACUCUUUGGGGGUGGGAUGAAGAUAUACCUGUAGCCCUUUGUUAGCCUGUAUUAAUGAAAUCUGUGUCUUUUUAAUAUUAUUGUGAUGUCUUGAGAGCCCCCAUAGGGCCCUUGCAUGCUCUACAGUAGUCUAUUUUUUUUUCUGUUUUAUUUUUCUGAAUGUUUAUUUCCCAGGGAGAAAAUGACCCUUCUUUCCCCUCCCAUCCCACAACUGCAAGAGCCCCCCUAAUAUUAAUAAUUUAAAAAGAGGCAGAUAAAGAAGUGGGAGGGGAAUUGAAUUUAUUUUAUCAAAGUUUGGUUGCUAGUUGUCUCCCUUGAUUUCCUUCUCUUUACUGUAUAUGCAAUAACAAAGUUAUUAAAAAUAGUUAAAAAAAAAGAGAAGUGGACACUAUUAGACAAAGUAUUUAUGUAAUUAUUUGGUAACUUGUAAAUAAGUGGAAUAUGAAUACUCAAAAUUAAACUUUAAUUUAUUGACACUGUACAGAUCUCUGUAAAUAAGGCAGCAGCUGUCCCGUUUAGUUCUCCAUUUCAUUUCAAGGUCAGACUUGGAAAACAAGGAAACAUACAGCUCUGGGCUGUUUUUUUUCCCCCCUAUCUUUUUUUUUUUAUUUUUUCUUUUUUUCUUUUUUUGCAAGUACCUCCUAAUAACCAAGUUGAUUAAAAAAGUCCUAAUGCAGAAGAUAAAAAUAAAUUAAGGGGAAGAGUGCUACUUCAGGUCCUUUCUUGAGUCAAAUGAAGGGGUGGAGAUUAAGAUAGGGAGAGAAAAAGGGGCAAAGCAGAAUCUUGUGGUCUGGAUUUCUCUUUCUGAAUUUGCCCAUUCUUUUUGUGUCCAAAUGAAAUGGGUUUGACUACUGGUGUCUCUGUGUUAUAGAUUAUUUCUCAGUUGGUGCCUAGAGAGAAUAGCUAAUCCAAGUUUGAAAGUCAGGUGUUUUCAAGGAAAAAAAAAACCCACCAAACUCUUUUAAAAGAAGUAAAAUCCAUGAAGGUAUAUUUUGUGUUAUAGAAUCGUUAAUGAGUUCUUGGUUUUCUGUAUUUUUUUUUCUUUUAAAACGUCACUGAAAUUUCAAUAAAUUUUUAUUGAAAUGUC
This is a messenger RNA of Antechinus flavipes (yellow-footed antechinus), 5964 nucleotides long. RefSeq names its product T-box transcription factor 3 (gene TBX3). Gene Ontology annotation, biological process: positive regulation of cell population proliferation; regulation of transcription by RNA polymerase II; cardiac chamber development. Gene Ontology annotation, cellular component: nucleus. The coding region runs from base 2122 to 4374 and encodes 750 amino acids. The transcript is spliced from 7 exons. NCBI's taxonomy places the organism in Eukaryota, Metazoa, Chordata, Mammalia, Dasyuromorphia, Dasyuridae. Gene Ontology annotation, molecular function: DNA-binding transcription factor activity, RNA polymerase II-specific; RNA polymerase II cis-regulatory region sequence-specific DNA binding. The record is from RefSeq and is a predicted model, not a curated record.